CAAGCCUUGCAUUAUAUGGUUGUUUUGUUUUAGGUUUAUGCUUACAAGGUCUACGAUGCCGUAUGGACCGUGGCGAAGGCUUUACACAACAUGAAAGUCAAUAACGAGACACUCGCAGCACCUAAUGUAACGUGUAUCCAGUGUGAUCAAAACAAUAUAACAAAGUGGUCUGAUGGUAGAACUUUAUUUGAAAGAAUGAAGGCUGUAAGUUGACUUGUCAUGUGGCAAAUUGAUUGAUCUCAAUGAUCUGCUAAUCUGAUUUGCAAAACGAUACAUUAUAAAGGGUGGGCCAUUGCAUAUCCUGAUUUAUACACAGAGUUUAUAUCAGACGAACUAUCUUUUCUUUUACGAGCAUUGAUUCAAGACCACUCAACAGAAUAAUGUGGUUGUAUUUAUUUUUUAUCCUUUCUCAACAAGGUGUCUUUCGCUGGCGAGCUUCAUCCAGUUUCGUUUACGAAUGAAGGCAGCCUGCAGUUUCAAGGAUAUGACCUGGUUAAUCUUGGACAUCGUGGCUUUGAGAGGGUAAAUGAUGAAUUAAACUAAACUAACAUAAUUUGUACCUCUCCCUAGAGGUCCAGUAAGGAUCAUCUCUUAUUGAUCCAGUGUUACUACAGGAGGAAACCUAAACUAAACUAACUUUAUUUAUACUGGAUACCUCUAUCAGUUGUAAACUGUUCUUCCUAGAGGUCCAGUAAGGACCACCAUCUCUUAUUGAUCCAGUGUUACUACAGGAGGAAACUUAGAGUACCGGGAGAGAACUUGCAAUGUUUGGAGACAAAGUGAAUUUUUAAUGAUAAUUCUUUGCUAAUGUAUUCUUGAAAUUUCAGGUUGGUUAUUGGGACAGUUCAACUGGUUUAACGGUGAAUGUAUCUGAUAUCAGCUGGCUAGGAGAGGCUGAUGCCGCACCAGAAGCUUCAAGACAUUCAAUGAAAAAUAAAACUUUCCAGAUAGUUACGAUUCAGGUUAAUUAAUCUUACGUCCAAUGGCUCUAAAUUGUUCUUCCUAAAGGUCCAGCAAGGGAAUCUCUUAUAGACAAAUUUAGCUAACGUGAUUCACAACUUUGGAUAAUUUGUGUGCACAGUUACUACCAUUGUUCCAAUUGCUAGCAAAAAUGUGAACAAGCGUUAGCUAAAUUUGUUUAUUGGUCCCGUGUUGACACAGAAGGAAGCGUAGUUUAAACCUAGAGAAACCUUAGUUUUCUUCCUGUGGUAAUAUCGGGAAUAUGAUCGCUAGAAAGAAUAGUUUAAAACUGAGCUAUUCAGAAGAAAUAAAGUUGAAGUCUAAAAUCUUGAUACAAGUGUUAAAUUUAUUUUUAUUUUAUCACAGGAAGCUCCGUUUUCGAUGAAGAAAUAUGAUAACCACACUGGCAACGCGGCGUGGGAAGGGUUUUGUAUGGAUAUGUUGACAGAGCUUGCAGAGAGACUGGAGUUUAACUACGUUCUUCACGGCUCUUUUGAUGGAAACUUUGGUGGCAAGUCUGCUGAGACUCAGGAGUGGAAUGGCAUGGUCAGAGAGAUCGUUGAUGGGGUUAGUUGACAUGAGAUUUAGGGUGGAGGAGUUUGCCGGUCUGGAACGGCAGGAAGGAGGGAGAAAGAGGGAAAGGCAGAGAAGAAGAAGGGGAGGCUGGAGAGGGAGGGAGGAAUGAAGUAGGAGAGAGGGGGAGGCAGAAGGAGGGAAGGAAGGGGGAGGGAGAUUGGAGGGACGGAGGAUGGGGAAGGGAAGAGAGGAGAGAGGGAAAAGGAACGAGGAGGGAGGGUGGGGGGAGGGGGGGUAGAAGGGAGAAAGGAAGGAAGGAGGGAGGGAGAGAAGAGAGGAAGUGAGAGAGGGUGAUGGGGUGGGAGAAGAGAAGAAAGAAGAAAGGGAGAGAGAGAGGGGGAAAUGAAUGGAGGCAAGGAGUGAGGAAGAAAGAAACGACUAGAGGGGGAAAGAAGGAAGGAAAGACGACAGCAAGCAGGACGAAAUGACGUAUUAAAUCCUAUAAGAAGAACCUAGAAAUUAUCUAUGCAAAAGAGAACUAGAUUUCGAAUGUGAACAACGUCUUCAAAACCUUGCGGUGAAUAAAGAUUGUAAAUAAAUAAAUUCAAGAAACAGCAUAAUCACGCUCAUAAGCGACUUUAUAAGUAUUCCAACAAGAUCAACGUUUUUUUCUUAACAGAAAGCUGACAUGGCUGUGGCUGCGUUUACAAUCAGUUCAAUACGACAAGAAGUGAUCGACUUCAGCAUACCUUACAUUGACCUUGGUCUUACAGUCAUGAUGAAGAAGAAAGAAAGUGAGAAAGGACUUCUGGCCUUUAUGGAUCCCUUCACAAACGAUGUUUGGUUUCUGUUGUUCUGUAGUACCAUGUAUGUAGGUCUGUUGCUCACACUCUGCAGCAAGUUAAGCCCCUAUGGAUUCUAUGGUCAGGUCGUUCAAGCAAAUGAAAACGUGUUAGGUAAGCUUUGCUGUUUAUUUGCCACCAAAUGCAAGUUGGUUAUUGUUCUAAAACUUAUUCGGCAAAAUAUAAAAUAUGAUUUUGGUCUUCGUAAUAAAAUAAAUGAGUUGAGGAAAGCCAUAUUUAAGUCACCUCAUCGCGCUUUCAACAUCAUCUCAAACGUAAUUCAGCUGCAAAUUGUUAAAUAAUUGUCCUUAUUCAGGUGAAGAUGCAAUGGAUGAUCUUGAAGAAAACCAAGAAAACAUGAAUCUGGACGAAUCUACUUUCUUCUCCAUGGGAUCUCUUCUCGGCCAGGGCACAGAUAACCAACCCAAAGCUAUUUCAGGUUAGGGGAUUCCAGAUUUUCAUGUCAACGCUUCAUGCUUCCACAACAUAAACUUCCGUUUUUUUGCCACAACUCUGGAGCUUUGGUGCCACAGUGGUUGGCGCAUGCGCCUUUCAUCUCUGUGACUAGGUUUGGUUCCUACAAUAUUCGCUUACCUGAUUAUAAUUUCACCUCAGUCACGUGUGAGAAAAGUGCUUCAAGAUUAAUUUUACCAAACACUACAGCUUUUCUCUAGGUACUCUGGUUUCCUCCUGUAGUAACGCAACCAUUAAGGCCGCGUUUACACUAUGACGCUACAGCAAAUUUACCGUGGCGUAGUGAUUUGCAUUCGGAGUGCCAAAAGUAGUGGUCCGUAGUUAAUAAGCUACGGCAAACCACUCCGUUAUAGUGUAAACACAAUACUAAGAAACGUAGUGAAUUUUUAACGAAAUUAAUUUGUAUUCAGAGUGGCAAAUGUAGUGGGCCGUAGUUAGUACGUUACGGCAAACCACUCCGUUAUAGUGUAAACACAAUAUAGUCUCAAUACUAUAGAAACAUAAUAAAUUUGUGAGUGUUAGCCGUAGCGUCAUAGUGUAAACGCGGCCUAAGAAGUAUGGAGGUAGCCUCCGAGUACAUCCAGAAGCAAUAGCUCUAUCCAGUAUAAAUAAAGUGAGUUUAGCUUAAUUUUCAUCACCAACUAUCUUUAUUUUAGGCAAAGUUAUAGCGGCGGUGUGGUGGAUGACAGGCACGAUAUUUGUAGCGACAUACACAGCCAACCUCGCGGCAUUCUUGACCAUCAGUAAAUCUGGAAUCAAUAUCCGCUCUCUGGAGGACUUGGUGAACCAAAAUGAGAUCAAGUAUGGGACAGUCCAGUCAUCUCAACCAAGUCAGUUUUUUGAACAAUCUAACAUACCGCUGUACCAGAAAAUGUGGUCGCAUAUGCAAUCGGCUGAUACUCUGGUGGUAGGUUGCUUGCAAUGUACUGGGGCCAGUUGUUCAAAGCUGGGUUAGCGCUAACCCUGGGUUAAAAGUUAACCUGCUGUUUUAGUUUGUGUAUUUCUACACGUCUGUUUAUUUCAAAACUUCAGAGAAGAAAACUCCUAUCGAUCCAGACAAGAUCUCUGAAGAAAUAUUUCCAAAUUUAUAGACAAGCUGUGAGGAAGUUUGCUUGGAAUUUUAGGUUAACCUGAACAACCGGCCCAGUUGUCUGAUUAUAAUUAAUUUGAAAUCAGUCCCAUGUUGGUAGGAUACUUUCACAGAUAUUUUCUUUGUAUUCCAGUUGGCUCCUUUAAUAACACUGGACCAGUAAGGAAUGUGCCUUACUACAAGUCUAGAGCAGAUUAGGACUGAUAAAACUAUGUAUGGUAUUAAAUAAAGUUGGUUUAUUUUAAGUUUACUCCUAUGGUAACAGUGGAUCAAUAAGAGAUGAUCCUUACUUGAUCUUUGGGAAAAACAGUUUAGAACUGAUAGCGCUAUCCAGUAGAAAUAAAGUUAGUUUAGUUUAGGUUUCCUCCUGUAGUAACACUGGAUCAAUAAGACAUGAUCCUUGCUGGAUCUCUGCGAAAAACAGUUUAAAAUUUAUAGCGCUAACUAGUAUAAAUAAAAUUAAUUUAGGUUUCUUCCUGUAGUAACACAGGACCUUUGCUCUUUUUCAGGAAUCAUCAUCUGUCGCAUUUGAAAAAGUUCAAAAAGGUGACUACGCUUUCGUCUGGGAUUCGGCAAUUCUUGACUAUGCGAUAAACCAGAAACCUUGCAAUACAUUUAUUCUGAACGAUCUGUUCUCUCCUCUUGGCUACGGCAUCGGCUUGCCUUUGAACUCGCCUUACAAGGAUGUUAUCUCUGAGGAGAUAUUGAAACUACGCGAGAGUGGAUUCUUGGAUAAAUUGAAGAAUGAAUGGUUUGUACAUAAAGGUAAAUACGAUACAUUUGUUACGCAUGAACAGGCAUUCACGAACCCACCAAUUAAACUCUAUGAUCUGAAAAACAUAUCUCAAACGUGGUGGUUCAGUGUAGGUAGUAUUCUACAAUAAGUUUCUGUGGUUUGUGUCUGAACUGCCUGAAAAAGAUAUCUCAAACGUGGUGGUCCAGUGUAGGUAGUAUUCUACAAUAAGCUGUCGUGGUUUGUGUCUGAAUUACAUGAAAAAGAUAUCUCAAACGUGGUGGUUCAGUGUAGGUAGUAUUCUACAAUAAGUUGCUGUGGUUUGUGUCUGAACUACCUGAAAAAGAUAUCUCAAACGUGGUGGUCCAGUGUAGGUAGUAUUCUGCAAUAAGUUGCUGUGGUUUGUGUCUGAACUACCUGAAAAAGAUAUCUCAAACGUGGUGGUCCAGUAUAGGUAGUAUUCUACAAUAAGCUGCCGUGGUUUGUGUCUGAACUACUUCGAAAAAAUUGAAAACAUCUCAACAACUGGGGCAAAAUCUUCCUUCAGGAAGUCACCAUCCACCGAGAAACGUCUAACGCCUGUAUUCUAAAAGCUCACUCACACUCAAUGAGUGGAGGUUCAAUCUGAGCUUCCCUUGAGUGUCAAUGCUGUUUUUGAAUAGCUGGAGGGUGAGUAGUCGCAUAGUAAGGUACGACACUAACCCUCCAGCUAUUCAAAAACAGCAUUGACACUCAAGGGAAGCUUAGAUUGAACCUCCACUCUUUGAGUGUGAGUGAGCUUUUAGAAUACAGGCGUAAGUGUUUUUAAUCUUUUCAGGUAGUUCAAGCACAAACCACGACAACGGACAAUACUGACAAUGUGUGUGGUAGUUGAUGGAAUUGUUAAUUCUCUACACAUUUUCUUCUUAAAUUAGGUGUAUGUGGACAGAGCAAAGUGAAGACACCAUCAACAAUGGUGACGGUGGAAAUUAAAGAUGUUCUUGGCGUGUACAUGUUGGUUGGUGGAGGGGUUGUUCUCGGGUUUAUCUUUCUCUUGAUUGAGUGUCUUUACUUUACUAGAAGAUUGGUCAAACAUCCUAAUACGGUAAGCUGUAGUACCGCUCAGAGACGGCCUAGGAAUAUCGCAGUUAGUAUGUGCCUCGUAGCCUUGGAUCAAUUGCGGUCGACACCGCAACGAAACCGCAGCAUAGCCACAACUAAACCGUGACCGAAACGCGACAAGACUAAAUUACAGCGUAAUUAAGAACUUGACUGCAUCCGAGCCACAGAAUAGAGACAAACAAAAGCCCGACUUCUUGGUUUUUUCCUUUCAUUUUGGCGUAACCGCCCAUGGUCCUAGCCAAUGCUCUUAUGUUCAAAGAUGCUGUACAGUCCGAUCUGCGCAUGUGCAAGAAGGAGCCCUCGUUUUAUUAUACAAACAGUCUAUUUAGGUUUUUAUUUCAUUUUAUGUUCUUGCAAAGCUUGAUUGUUGUGUCUUGAUAAUUUAUCAUACUCUAGAAUCAUGAAAAUAUAAAUGGCUGUCGAAUAGAAUUCAAUAUUUUGGAUACUGAAAUGUAAACAAUGCCUUUGUUUACAUACGGACUGUACCGCAUCUUUAAAGAGAGGUUCAACGUCGAAUUUUGAUUAUGGUAUCCAGUAUCUGAUUUCCUUUCCAUUCCACUGUUGUGCAAAAUUUUACUUUUAUUAUAGGAAUAUCCGACAUACAAGCAAGCGUUUAAAGCAAGAUUGAAGUUAAUCUGGGCUGAUAUGAAGCUACGUUGGAUCUCCACAAGAACCAAGGCAAAUAAAUGUUAGAUUUCAACGACUUUUGUGCAUUUCAUUUAUAGCCACUUGCACUGCCAUACUGCAAUACUGUUGCUUGUAACUGUUUAUAAACUGGACCAACUUUGUAAAAAUAUAAAAUAAACUUAUAAAUUCCUUGUAAUUUUGCAUGCUGGUAAAUAUGUAAUUGUUUUUGUGGAAAUAAAUGUGAAAGUAAACCAAUAAACGUGCUGUUUGUGCA
This is a messenger RNA of Paramuricea clavata, 6617 nucleotides long. NCBI's taxonomy places the organism in Eukaryota, Metazoa, Cnidaria, Anthozoa, Malacalcyonacea, Plexauridae. The record is from the annotation of a GenBank genome assembly.